Molecule: messenger RNA, 818 nt
Organism: Macrosteles quadrilineatus (aster leafhopper)
Lineage: Eukaryota; Metazoa; Arthropoda; Insecta; Hemiptera; Cicadellidae
Product: peptidoglycan-recognition protein LF-like
Exons: 4
Coding region: 16-612 (198 amino acids)
Biological process (GO): peptidoglycan catabolic process
Molecular function (GO): N-acetylmuramoyl-L-alanine amidase activity; zinc ion binding
Source: RefSeq, a predicted model, not a curated record
AAGAUAUCUUGAUGAAUGUGCCCCAUAAUCUUAAACGCACAUGAUUCUCUUAACCUACACAAUACUUUCAGCCUACCAUUGCAUUUCUUUAGGAUCAUGGGUGGAGUCCAUAAGAAAACCAAGAGUAAAAAGCCAACAAAGGCCACUGUAAAUAUAAUACCCAGAGAUGAAUGGGAAGCACAGCCAAUCAACGGGCAAGUGACCAAACUUAAACUACCUGUGGAGUACAUUAGGUACGGGAUAACAUGCACUAGCGGCUGCAGAUUGGAUUACAAAUGCAGAACAAUCUUACAAGAGUUCCAACAGAAAUACAUUGACAACAAUUACGCUGACCAGCCCUUCAACUUUUUGGUUGGAGGGGAUGGCAACGUUUACGAAGGAAGAGGAUGGCAUUUGGAAGCAGAUCGUUUAGACAAGAUCAAUAAAAAGAUGAAGGGAAAGGCGAUUGAUAUUGGGUACAUAGGAAAUUUCAAAUCACAUGAUGAACUUCCUGAUUACUUGCUUGAAACAGUGAAGUUACUGAUAGACUAUGCUUUAGAGGAAAAUUACAUUCAACCCUGUCCAAAAGUGCUCAACCUGAAUGACUUUACACCAAUCUUGGAAGGAGAUUAGUAACUUGCAAAGUAUUGAUGAAAGUCAAACUGUCAACUGUACAUGUAAUUGUCAAUAAAUUAUAGAUUAAACGCGUUUGUGAACUUUAAAAUGAUUUAACUAUGAAGAUGCUAGAAAUGUGAUUGUAUCAUUCGCUUCAGAUGAAGACUAUUAAACAGAUCGUAUUAACUUACUUGAAAUCAAUUAAGUUUAAGAACAGUGGUAAU